Diplodia corticola is the source of this 1431-nucleotide messenger RNA. RefSeq names its product ca2+ h+ antiporter. Gene Ontology annotation, cellular component: fungal-type vacuole membrane. Gene Ontology annotation, biological process: intracellular calcium ion homeostasis; calcium ion transmembrane transport. Gene Ontology annotation, molecular function: calcium:proton antiporter activity. Bases 1 to 1431 code for a protein of 476 amino acids. The transcript has 4 exons. The record is from RefSeq and is a predicted model, not a curated record. NCBI's taxonomy places the organism in Eukaryota, Fungi, Ascomycota, Dothideomycetes, Botryosphaeriales, Botryosphaeriaceae.
AUGGCCCGCCGCACCCGUAUGAGCGAGAAGCCGCGUGACGCGUCCGAAUCCACGGCUGUGGAUCGCGGCGGCACGACGAGACCCAAGCCUGGCGGCAAGCACAGGCUCCCUCUGUUCAACCACAACGGCCACCGUGUUACCACUGGAAUCCACCCCGAUGGCGAGAGUGGCCGUAGCGGCAUCCACCCCAUGCAUUUUUUCCGCAUCUGUUUCCGCAGCUCCGCCCCGUGGUCCAAGUACGCCAACAUCCUGUGGCCGGUCGUGCCUGUUGCUAUCAUCAUCGGAUUCCUCAAGCGUCAUGCGCAUUCGGACUACUGGAGCCUUGCCAUCUUCAUCCUGAACUACAUUGCCAUGGUGCCAGCCGCCAACCUGAUCGGCUUUGGUGGAGAGGAACUCGCUCGAAAAAUCCCCAAGGUUAUCGGCAUCGUCAUCGAGACCACGCUGGGCUCCCUUGUCGAAAUCAUCUUGUUCGCCAUUCUGAUCACGAAGCCCGUAACCGAAACCUUUAACCCUGUCCAGAUCAUCCAGGCCGCCAUUCUCGGAUCAGUCCUGGCCAAUCUGUUGCUGUGUAUUGGCGGCUGCUUCUUCGUCGGUGGUUUCAGGCGCGAGGAGCAAGAAUUCCACGAGGCUGUCAGUGAGGUCGGAAGCGGAUUGAUGCUGGUUGCUGGAAUGGCGUUGAUCCUGCCUUCGGCUUACAUCAGCACGCUCCAGAACUCCGAGUAUGCCGGUACCGGGGACUUUGAAUUGGAUGGCCUCAAGAUUAGCCGUGCGACGGCCAUCAUUCUUCUGAUCUCCUACGUGGUCUAUGUAUGGUUCCAGACGCAUUCGCAUCACGGGCUUUACGACGAGGUCUUCGAACACGACGAGCUGAAAGACGAGGAUCGCCACGAGGAUCUUGCCAAGGAGAAGCUCACGUUGACCGAAUGCUUCAUCGCCCUUACCAUCGCCAUUGGCUGUGUUAGCUGCAUUGCGUACCUUCUGGUCGACCAGAUCCACUACAUUGUCGAGGUGCGGCAUGUAAAGGAUGCCUUCGUCGGUCUCAUCCUCAUUCCUGUUGUUGAGAAGGCGGCGGAGCACCUGACGGCCAUUGACGAGGCCUACGACAACCAGAUGAAUUUUGCGCUUGCUCACGUUCUUGGAGCCUGCGUCCAGACGGUCAUGCUGAACACUCCCAUCGUUGUCUUCAUCGGUUGGGGUCUCGGUAAGGACAUGAGUCUGGCGUUUGAACCCUUCCAGGCCAUCGUCCUUAUUCUUGCUAUCCUGGUCGUUGGAAGUUUCCUGCGCGAUGGUAAGAGCAACUAUUUGGAAGGGUUCCUGUGUUUCAUCGCCUACCUCAUCAUUGCUGUCUGUGCCUAUUACUACCCCAACCCGACUCAUGGAGCGUCGAGCGCUGCCGCUGGAGGGGAGUCAACCACGAGCACCGGGCACUGA